Stylophora pistillata is the source of this 13412-nucleotide messenger RNA. RefSeq names its product dynein heavy chain domain-containing protein 1-like. Gene Ontology annotation, cellular component: dynein complex. Lineage: Eukaryota; Metazoa; Cnidaria; Anthozoa; Scleractinia; Pocilloporidae. The record is from RefSeq and is a predicted model, not a curated record. Gene Ontology annotation, biological process: microtubule-based movement. Gene Ontology annotation, molecular function: dynein intermediate chain binding; ATP binding; minus-end-directed microtubule motor activity.
CUUUAAGGAGAUGGUGCUGUCAAUCAUUACAGAUGUCAUUACAUUUUCUGAUGAAGUGGUCAAGGAUGUUGACUAGCUAUCAGAACUUUUGAAAGAUCAAAAGACAGACAUCAAGGGAUUUUCGGAUUUCAUGCAAAAGCUUUCAACUGUCAAAGAGCAUGUGUCUAGAUUGAAGGAGAAAGUGGAGUACAUUAAAAAUCUUUAUGAAGUGAUCAGGAGCUGUUACAGGCAACUGACUCCUGAAGAGGAAAUUAUGGAAGAAAAGGUCUGGGCCACUUGGGAAAGUUUCUUGUUUGGUCUGCAGGAAGCAUCAGACUUUGUGGAGGUUCACAAACCUCAAGUCUCAGCAAAGUUGGUAGAAACAAUUAGUACACUGCAACGCACUGCUGAAGAAAUUGGCCAGUUAGCUACUACAGGGAAAUUUCUUGAUCCAAAUGAGAAGCCAUCUUCUGUUCUGCAGGACAUGAGAGAGCUGAAGGAGAAAUUUGUUGGAAUUCAGAACAAGCUAGCAGACCUGAGCAAGUGUCAAGCUGUUGUGCUUGGAAGGGAAUACGACUUGGGACACAUCACUGGUAUUCUCCAUGCUAUUGAGAAAAGGCAAGAACUGUGGAAGUAUUGUGAUUCAUCAUCCUAUACCAUUCGGGAGUGGAUGCAGACAGUAUUCAAGAAGAUGAAUGUUAAGAAGGCAAUGGAUAAACUCACAGAAUGGGCUCAUGCUGGAGAGAAACUUAAAAAUCAUAUUCCCGAGGAUGACGAAGUUCUGGUUUCUUGGCUGUCUCAGUUGGAAGAGUUUUCCCAAGACUUGCCUUUCCUACUUCAACUCUCUAGUGAUGCUCUUAAGUCUCGACACUGGAGAGCUUUGUUCAUAGGAAUGGGUCAAGAUUAUGAUCCUUCCUGGGAAUUUACAGUGGCAAACCUUUUCUCUUUCAAUCUUGGCCGCUACAAAGAGUUAAUAACAACAGUUUGUGCUGGGGCGGCAGCUGAAUAUGCACUGGAACUUCAGCUGUAUCACCUGGCUCAUGCGUGGGAGGAGAAACACUUCAAGCUCGCAAAGCAUAUUCCACUGAUGAGACCCCGACUUGGAGAUAAAGUGAGAAAGGCUAAAGGAGGAAGAAAGACUAUGCAACCUGGAGCUGAGAAGGCAAAUGUGAAGUUGAAACCCAAGACACCAGCCUCUGUACCAGAUAUGUAUAUCCUCAUUGGAAUCGGUGAACUGAAGUGCAUCAUUGAGGAUAAUCUCGUCACUUUGCACAUCAUGUUGACAUCUCCCCAUGUAGCAGAUUUGAAACCAAUGGUAGAAACUUGGGUCACAAACUUGCAGGAAAUUGAGAGCAUUACAGACAUUUGGGCAGACUGCCAGAAGAAGUGGCUCUACCUCAGUAAUGUUUUUGCGGAGCCAGAAUUAAGAAGGUCUUUGGAGGACAGCAGCCAAAAUUACCGCGAUGUUGAUGAAAAAUACAGAGAAUUUGUGCGAGUAAUCUCGAGGGAUCCCAAAGUCCUAUCGGUGUUGCCCUUAAAGAAACGGGGAGAGAAAGGCUGGAGAGAUCUGCAGGGAGACACCUUAAGGGAACUGCUGCUAGAGCUCACAAGAAAAGCGGAGGAAUUAAUAAAAAUGGUGGGUGAAUACACAGACAAAGCACGUGUCGUAUUCCCACGGCUCUACUUCCUCAGUGACAAUGACCUUUUGGGUCUGUUAGCCUGGUCCCGUGACCCAAAAGACCUGUUACCAUUUGUAAGGAAGUGUUUUCCUGGUAUAAAGAAACUUCAGUUUGCUUUGCCAAGAGAUAGUAGUUUGAGGCUGGCCAGCACCCUGGACACAGCAUUGAAUGCCCAUCUUUUGCAAGUCACUGCCAUGGAAGGUGUUUUGGAAGAAGUGGUUCCUCUUCUAUCAGUUAUUCCCGCUUCACCACGUCCACAAAGCUGGCUCGUCACACUAGAGGAGAGGAUGCGGAAUACGUUAGUGAAGAGUCUUGCUGAGUGUGUGGACAGAAGGCUCAGGGGAAGAGAGAGUCCCAGAAAGAUUUUGGACUUAAUAACUUCAUUCGGGGAACAAGUUUUUCGUCAAACUUCUAACUCUGUGAAUGAUUCCAAGCAGACCUCAAAAGAGGAGCAGAAUGAUGGCUCAGAAGCAGGUCAAAUUUUCUUGAAAUUUCCAAGUCAGUGUGUUGUAACAGCAGAGGCAGUUGUUUGGAACAUGAAAAUGACUGAGGUGUUACAAAAUAGAAAUCUACAGGGGCUGUCGAAUCUUAGAAAAUCUCUCGUCUCUUAUGUGGAUGACCUGGCACAGAUCAUCAGGAAGACCUUAGAAAAUGAAAGCAGCACCCCAGCUCAUGGUCGUCUUGAGUUGCUGUUAUUUGCUUUAGUCGGCCUGGUGAUAAAUCAGAGAGAUAUUGCCACGGAAUUCGUCAACAACGGGGUCUUGGAUGUCAAUAGCUUUGAAUGGAGUAGCCAGCUUCAACACCAUAUAGAGCAGAACAAGAUCAUUACAUCACGUUACCAGGGAGAAGACAGCGGAGAGAACCAGAUCUCAGCUAUCCCUUCUACCAUUCCCGUUGAGCAUUUUUAUGAGAUUGGCUUGUGCAGCUUACAUCAGCUUGGCACCAGCUUUGCGUAUGGGUAUGAGUACCUUGGACCCACACCGAGGCUUGUAGUCACACCACUGACGCAGAGAUGCUUUCUCACUCUGAACAUGGCUGUGAGGUCCCAUCAGUGUGGUGUUCCUGUAGGACCCGAUGGUAUUGGGAAAACUGAGACCAUCAAAGACUUGGCUAAGACUCUUGGAAGGCAUUUGGUCACGUUUAACUGCUCAGAACAGCCGACUACCUCUAUGUUGGUCCGUUAUCUAUUUGGCAUGAUCCGAUCAGGCAGCUGGGCCUGUUUUGAAAAUAUAGAUUGUGUCGAGCCUGGCAUUUUGUCCAUCCUCGGUGAGCAUCUCGCGAGCAUCAGAACAUCCAUGAAGUCCUUGGAGAAGUUCGUUGUUUCUCAGUACACUGCUAGAGGAAUCUCUAAGACAGACAACCCAGAAAGCGAGACGGGCAAAAGAAGAAAUAGUGUUACUACUCUAGACUCGCUCCCACAAGAAGCCUUUUCACCAAGUUAUAGACCGGAGUCUAAAUCGGGAAGCCACGUAGCGAAACGAAAGAGGUACUUGUCAAUCACAAGGAUGUAUGAUCUCGAAGGAGGAGAGUACUAUGAGAAUGAAACGCAACAAACAUAUUCCCCUAUGGAGCAACAACCUAAAUUUCCUCAGACGUUUCAUGACAAAGUGGCUAAAGUGUACAAAAAACAAACCAGCUUCAGAGAGUUUGAAAUGCCUCUGCUCGGAAACAUUGUGUUCGUAGGGAAGCUCAUGGCAGCCAGUGCAAUGUAUGGUUGUUUCAUGACCAUGUCUGGUAAAAACUGUUUCAGUGCUGAUCUGCCGGAAAACUUCAGGGCUCAACUCAGGCCCGUAUCCAUGGUCUUUCCGGAGUAACUUCCUGUGGUGGAAGUAUGGUUGGUGUGCUGUGGUUUUACUGAAGCCAAGUCUCUCACAAUGAAGAUCAACACAUUCUAUAAAUUAAUUAAUGAACAGGUGUCUUCCCAACCUCAGUACUCAUUUGGAUUGCGAAGUAUGAAAAUGGUGACCACCUUAGCUGCAACAGAGCUUCAGAAAGAAAUCGCUAGUAAGAGAAGAUCCACGAUAAGUUCCCUUGCAGAGGCGUCGCAGAGUGAAGCGGAGAGGAAGACCAGAAGUCCUUUUCUUGAGACCUUGGAAAGACGCCAGGCAGAGGAAAAUGCUGUGGUGCAGGCAAUGUUUUUGUACUUUGGAAAAAAGUUGUUGGGGAAGGAUAAAGAUCUUUUUUCGCGUGGAGUUGACGAGGUCUUUGCCCACAGUGUCUUGAUGUCGGUAUCUACUGAAGGUGAUUCAAAGUUAGUUGAAGAAUUAAAAGACCGUCUUCAAACAAACGGAAUGCAAAUCAGGCAAGAGCUGGUAUCAAAGAUUAUUCAGCUUCAUACUACUCUUCAGACAAGCCGCAAUGUGAUCCUUCUGGGGUGCCCAGGCUCCGGUAAAUCGACGAUAUACACCACCUUGGCAAGCGCUCUGAACAGUAUGAAUAGUCAAUCAACUCAGCCUGUCGUGAAACACCGCAGACAAGCAGGUACGGAGAGAAGGAUGAGCACUUCUUUCAGACCUGCUGCAAAGAUGCCAGUUGAGGAAAUCAAAGAUGUCCAGAGGCCAAGAGUUGAUCUCUCCGUCGUUUUCCCAAAAUCACUGACCUGCGAAGAGUUGUUUGGAAGACAGCACCCAGAGACUGGUCUGUGGAUGGACGGUCUGGUGUCUAAAUGGCUCAGAGACGCAACUCUUACAUGCGAUACCAUGGCCGACCUUCUCUCGAGCCAGUCCUCUGAAAAACAACGCAUCGCGCGGAUGAUGGGUUCCCUGUCUCACGUUAAGAAAUGGCUGGUGCUUGACGGACCUAUGGAUGACACUUGGCUGGAGAGCAUGGGGACCCUGUUGGAUUCCACAAGGGCACUCAGUUUGCCGAAUGGAGAGUCCAUUGCUCAGCCAGAAACUGUGACUAUUCUUUUUGAGGUGACAGAAAUCAACCAUGUAUCCCCAGCAUUGGUGACGCGCUGUGGUCUGCUUUACUGUCCUCAAUCACUUGUGGGAUGGAAACCAAUUUUUAGGUCUUGGCUGAGAGGGGCGCAUGCAAGAUGGGAUAUUACAAAUAGAGGAUUGGGAAUCAUCUCGUGUUUGAUGGAUCACGUGGUGGAUUCCACCCUAGACUUCCUCAGUCAGCACUGUGAACCAAUACUGACUUCUGGGUACAGUUCCAUAAACAAGCCCUCCAAGACAGCCGCAGGAGUGCAUGAAGUACAGUCACUGUUACGUUACCUCUCUGCCAUUUACGAUAGGCAUAUUCUAAGGGAAGAUGAAGAUAGUCAAAUCCAGAUCAUCAAACAGAGGAACCGACAGACCUCCGGGAGUUCUGGCAGCAGCGGACACAGCUCAGGAAUUUCCGCUAGUGACACUGGAAGGGUCGUUAGUUCCUUUGCUUUCGCCUUCAUUUGGGCCUUUGGUGGUCAUCUGCAUAAAAGAUAUGUUGAGAAAUUUGAUGAGCAUGCUCGACAACUGUUGUCCGCUGGCCCUUAUCCAUUCCUCAUACCUCCUGAUGGAUUAGUGUACGACUACUGCUUGGACUUCAGUAAAGGUGGCUUAGUAAAGUGGGAAGGAAGGCCAGGAUCACAAUUAAAGACAUUGCCCUCAUCUUACACCGUCAUCACCGAGUUGGAUCGCUACUUUUACCUCAUUGAUCUAAUGUUAUCUGCACAUCAGCCAGUGCUGCUUGUUGGUCCAUCAGGAAUUGGAAAGUCUUCACUUGUGCAGAACUUGAUCAACCCACGCUACAACUCGACACGAAUCUGUCUAUCCGCUGGCCUGACCUCGAAACUGUUCCAAGAGGCGAUCGAACAUAGCCUACAGCAGAUUAAACGGAAGGAGAUGAGCCAGUUAGCUUUUACAAAGGCAAUACCAGGAGCUGCUCCUCCAAAGAAUCCACCCGUUACAAAGUCCCGCACUCAGUUUAUGUUUCUUGAUGAUCUCAACUAUGCAGCCUCUGAUACUUUUGGAAUUCAGCCUCCACUUGAGCUUCUCAGACAAAUCCUCUCACAAGGAACAUUGUACAACAAACAGAGACAUUACAUGUACAGGGUGCAACACCUCCAGUUCAUGGCUGCCUGUGUACCACCCGGUGAAGGUACGUCUUGUGGAGGGGUGGCUUCGUAUGCCAUUAGCCAUCGCCUGUCUAGACUUAUGACGGUCUUGUCAUUCUUUCCCCUGUCUUCUGAGUCUUUGGAGACUAUUUACUCGUCAGUAUUUCAAGCCUGGUUGGGAGAGUUUCCAGCGUAUUCGCUAAGCCAUCAUGAGCAUUUGGCCAAGGCGCUGUCCUCGGCGUCCAUCAAGAUGUACAACAUCAUUCGAAGGGAACUUCGUCCCACCCCGCUUCAUCCUCAUUUCCUAUUUACCCAGCACGAGUUGUUCAGGGUAGCGCAAGGUAUGUCCCUUCUCUCAUCCAAGAGCCGUGGACGGCCAAGACCUCGAGUGAGGAGGCGAGCUGACACAGAAAAAGACUCAGAGGGGGAAGCGAAGGUUGAAGCCAUCGGCGCUGUGAAGAGUGAGUCUAGUAUACUUGGAAAGGAGAGGUCACAACGAAGAGGGAAUGUUGGUAAAGGACGAAGUUGGCCUUCUCUCACAAACGGCCCGAUAGAGUCUGGACUGUCCGCUAAGACACCCGCUGCUUUGUCACCAAUGAUUCGUUCUCUUCUUCGCUUGUGGUGCCACGAAAGUACUCGAACCUAUAGUGAUCGCCUUCUGACCGAGGAACAGCGCUACUGGUUCUCGUCUUUGUUGCAUGAGACCGUUGAGGAAUUUUUCUGUAAGACUACCUCGGAGCUGGGCUCAGAAGUGUUCUCUGUCGAGCAAUCGCUGAUGCAGAAGAACUCUCAAGACGCUUUGCCCGGUAGAGAUGCUUCCCCACCUACGGCUAAUGACGAGCAAAUCCAAACCACUGGAAAGUCUGAGGGACCAUUACAAUUGGAUGACUCUUCGACACUACCAGGUGGUGAACCACAAGACUUAAGCGAUGAAGGCGCUGGAGAGGAAGAAGAUAUUGAUGCCAUUCCCAAUCAAGAAACUCCUGACCCAAGGGAGGAUAUCGAUGCAUAUACCACAGAAAAGAAUGUCGCGAAUGAUGACAUUUUUCCUAAAGAACCAAAUGGCAAUGAUGAAAUCUUAGGUGAAGAAGAAGUUCCCGAGGACGAAACGCUGAGCAGAGAGCAGAGUUUGAUAGCAAACACUGUGGUCCUUCAGCCUGCAAAAGCCAAGGUCACGUUUAACGACACCAGCGGUUUGAGCUACGACAAGAAGUACGAUGGUCCUUUGAUUUCGUCGGAGCAGCUGGCUUUCUCUGGAGAAGAUUUGACAGACAUCGUGUUCUGCAAGCAUUUCAAUGUCUCUGUGACCGGACGAGAGAGUAGCGCCAGUGAAGUCGCAAGUAAGAACUACUUGGAGUGUGCCGAGAGCAUUUUGGAACAAGGGAUCAAGAGAUGUCUAACGUCAUACAAUGACCAAGUGGCUGAGUCGUCCAGUGCCAAAAUCAUGAGCUUGGUGACAUUUCGCGAGGCAAUUCAUCAUGCGGUGCGUUUGAGUCGAGCAUUGGCCACACCAGGAGGUCAUGCGCUGUUGCUAUCGGAUCUUGGUUACGGACGAAGGACCCUAACAAGACUCACUGCACAUGCAGCUUGCUGCAAGCUGUUUGAGCUGCAGCGAAGCCAGUUUCAGAGCCAGGAGGACUUCAGACAACAGAUCAAAGUGGCAUCAUUUAUUGCUGGACUUCAAGGGAAACCUGUAGCGCUGUUUGUACCAGAAGGUGUUGAUGAUGAAUCCAUGCAGGACAUCUGUUCACUAAUGGCAGAAGGUACAUGUCCUGGUCUUUAUACACACAAUGAGCUGUCUAUGAUCUCCAACCAGCUUCUUCCCGGAGGAAAAAGAGGAGCACGCAGAGUGGAGAACCAAGAUAUUGCUCAAGAGCGGUACUUUCGCCGAGUCAAAUCACAUAUCCAUGUUUUCGUCUGUUUGAAGUACAAAAAGCUCGAGCUGUCCAAUUCCCUAGAAAAGAAUCAGUUGUAUAAGUUUCCAACCUUGGUAACAAGAAGCUGUUGUGUUGAUGUCUACAGGGCUUGGCCACACGAAGCGCUAGUUAGUGUGGCAGAGAAGCUGCUUGAUGAAGAUGAAAGUGUACUUAGUCUUGUACCAUUAAAACGACGUGAGCGAGACUUGCAAUCCGUGGCCAUAUGUUCAAUUAUGGCUCACGUGCAUCUUUCUUCUAGAAACAUGGUGGAAAGGAUCUACGGGGUUAAGGCGUUGAAAUUUUACUCGCCAGAUACGUAUUUGGAUUUUAUUGACCUGUUUCGGAAGAUCUGCAGAAGGUUAUGCGCGAAAGAAAAGGAAGAGGUGGCUCACCUAGACAAGGCGAUUAAAAGGAUGGACGAAGCUACUCACAGCUUAAACAAGAUGCAGCGAGAAUUGGAUAACCUAGCACCAGUGUACGAAGCGUCCAAGACGGACAUACAGUUGAGGCAAGAGACCGUGGAAGCGUGCCAGAAUGAGUUCACUGCUGCUAAGGAGAGGUGUAAGAAGCAAGAAAAGGACAUCGAGGAAAUGCAGAUACCCAUUGAAAUCCUAAGGAAGGAGGCACAAGUGGAAUUUGAAAAGGUCAACCCCUUAUUUGAUGCGGCGUGGAAGGCUAUCGACUCAUUAAAUAUUCACGACCUGGAGGAAAUCAGAAGUUACCGUACGCCACCUGCGCUGGUUACUCUUGUUGUGAAUGCAAUUUGUCUCAUGUUCGAAAAGGAACAGACAUGGGAGGAAGGAAAGCUUCUACUCAACCGAAACAACUUCUUUAAAGACUUGGAAUUUUACAACAUGACCGAUAUGCAAGAUUCGAUUUUCGACGGACUCAAAACUUUUUAUUACAACCCGUUAUUCCAAGCAGAUGUCGUCCAAGAUGGUAGUAUGGCCGCAAAGUCUUUGUGCAUGUGGGUGCGAGCUGUUUAUGAUUUCUGUUUAGCACACAGAGGUCUGAAACCCAAACGGCGGCAGUUGGAGAAAGCAGAGCAGGAACUCGAAGAGGCAAAGUCCAUUCUGGGAGAGAUGAGAGUGAGAUGCAACGCCAUCAAACAAGAGCUUGAGUCGAACAUUCAGCGGUACAAAGAGAGCGUAAAGCAUUCAAGAACAGUUGAAAAACAGAUUCAAAACAUUGAAACAAUAAAAUCCAAAGGAGUUGCGCUCGUCGACAGCCUAUCCUCCUACUCAAAUCUCUGGCACAGUGGUCGAUCACUCGCCAAACAGCAUUUGACCUCCGCACCUGGAGAUUCCCUAGUUGCGGCUGCUGCAGUAUGUUACUUGGGUCCACUAAUCCCUGAAGCACGCGACGAAUUGUUUGCUGAUUGGCUGAGGGUGUGUGACGGGGUGUUCCGAGCGCCUCCUCAGGGCUUUCGUACGUUAUCGUCCAUGGUACUGGACGAUUUCCGAAAGGAAUGCAAACAUCUUGAAGAACCUGAUACACGGAAGGACUCCCGUCCUGCCACGCAAUCCACUCUGGUGUCAACCAUAGCUACGAACAUUGUUCCUGUCAGAGAGGGCGUGUCACUGAAGACAGUAUUGUCGGCUCCCAACGAAUUAGAGGACUGGAGGAGAAAUGACCUACCCAUGACUGAACAGGCGGUAAACAACGCUUUGAUACUGAGAAGCUGUGGAGACGAUAGGACACGCGCAUGGCCACUUUUGAUUGAUCCUCAUAACCAGGCUGAGUUAUGGAUAAGAGCGUUGCAUCAAGGUGAAGCGGUGGAUCGCGCCGCCAGCAGUCGUCCAGACACCAGACAGUCAGACCGGUCCUCUCGCCCGUCCGGAGGCUCAUCCGUUGACAUGGAAGCCUCCCAGACUCUGGAUGAUGCUCAUCUUGAACAGGCACCUGCGGAAGAAUUUGAAUCAGAUCCGCAGCUCUUUGAUAAUGAAGUUGACCAGUUUCUACAGUCCUUGAGAGAAAAUGACGAUCAAGAAUCCAGUUUUCCAGAGGGGGAGACACAGGCCACUUCCAGGAGGGAGCGUACAGCGGGCAGUGCUUUGACGGGCUUGAGUGACAAGAUGUUGAAAGACAAGCUGGCUGAAGCAAUGGGAAUACAGAUCGACAGUACUCCUCUGCCGAUAUCACUUGGUCCCUCUCCAGUGUUAAAUCUGAGUGAAGGACAAAUCCUAGUCGUUUCAGCUGAUGAUCCUUUAUUAGUCGAAAAACUGCGAGCCGCUGUUAAGAAAGGACUAGUGACACUGGUCACCCACAUCGAAAGGCGACGCUGGAACAAAACGCUGGAGCUGCUCCUUACCCGUCAAACCUUCACCAGUACUGACGGUAACCUUCAAGUGAUUAUUGGCAAGACUGCCGUGGACUAUAAGCCUUCCUUCCGGCUCUAUCUCAGUUCUUCCUUGCCCUUGUUCAUACCCGGUAAAGGGCAAUGUCCGCUUCCACUUUCCAAGGCGUGUACCAUCAACAUGAGUGUGAGCCGGGAGGGAAUCUGUGAAACGCUGUUAGGGGACACGUUACGGCUUGAAAGACCAGAGUUGGACGGACAGCUGAGGUCGAUCGAUAGGGAUGUUGGUCUUCACAAGCAACAGAUCAAUAAUGCCAAGGAGGUCAUCCUUGAUAAGGUUGUGAGCCUCAGUGGUCCUCUGCUAAAAGACUCUGCUAUGUUGGAUGCGGUGACACAGAAUAAAGAUAUGAUAUCCACGGCAGAAGAAAGAUGCGGCGAGGCUGAGUUGAUGAAAACAGAGCUACUAGCGAAACAAAACGAUUUUCUUCCUGUGGCUCAACAUGGAGCAUUGUUGUUCUCGGUUGUUAGUGAGUUGUGUGAACUCCAUCCCUAUUAUCGCUUUCCACUGGAGUCAUUUAUUCAGCUCUUCCGCGACACUAUAGCUGAGAGAAACCGCGGGAAGAAAAGUAGUGGUUCACCGGGUGCCAGAGCAGCAGAACUCAUCACUGCUCUGUCCAGGAAAAUAUUUGAUCGUAUCUCCUGGAGUCUCUUUCAAAGUGACAAUCACGUGUUUGCGUUCUUACUGGCGGCAGAGAAACUGAUGAACAGUGGUUCUGUGUCACGUGACGAAUGGCAGUUGCUUACCAAGGUAUUGGGGAGGUCCGAAUUCGAUCAUUCUGACGAAAGCGAAGUGCCAAAGCCGCCUUGGGUCACACAGAAGGUUUGGGAAUCUGUGAGUGACCUUGAGCGACUUCCUGAUUUCAAUGGAUUGAAGCGGUCCGUUGCAGAACAGUCACAUCAGUGGCAGGAGUAUUUCAAUUUGCCUCCUGUACUUCUCAGUGCCACUCCUGGUGAUUACGCUCAUCUGACCAUCUUUCAGAAAGCCCUGCUAUGGAAAACCUUCAAACUAGAUCAGUUAUUCCAUGUUUGCCAAGAGAUCGUUCUUUAUCAAAUGGGAGCCAAUAUGAUACGACCCGUAGGGUACGACCUGGAUCAAGUAUACCACGUCACUGGUCGAUCUCGACCAGCAGUCUUCCUGCUGCCUUCUCAGAACAUUCUAGAGCAAGGAGAGGCAAAUGUGUUAAAAGACCCGGUAACUGAUGUAAUAAACCUUGCCCGUGCACGAGGGAAAGACACGCCCCUUUUAAAAGUUACCCUCGGCGAACGAGACAGCAUGGAGAAGACCCUGACGGCUGUGAGGCGUGGUAUCAACACUGGAUGCUGGGUUAUUCUUGAAAACUGUCAUCUGGCGACCUGCUGGUCUGACGAACUUAUGCACGAAAUUGAGACAAUUGUUAAUUCACCGGUGAUGGACACCGAGCGCGACUCAGAGAGGCAUGAUAUGGAAAGUAACUGUGAUGAUAGGACGAAAAACGGUUUGACCGAAGAUGUUGUUGUUCACCCCGAAUUCCGGUUGUGGCUGACCACUCGUACGGAUAUCGGUUGUCCGCUGCCUGCUGUCAUUAUUCACCGAGGACUCAAGUUGGCGUGUGAGGCGCAGGAAAAUUUUAGAGACGCAGUCAGGACAAACUGUCAAGUGGCAACAGGAUCGCUGAAUAAAUGCGUGCCUCUUUGGGGCGAAGCAGCGAAGGAAUCAGUUUCUAAGAGUGAUGUUCCUCCCAGUGCGAUUUUUACCUUGGCAUAUCUUCAUACUGCACUUCUCCAAAGGAGAAAAUUUGGCCAUUGUUCCUUUAGCUGUCCAUAUAAGUGGUCUCAGACAGAUUUGUUGGCAGGAUUAGAAGCUUUACGUUAUCUGUCACAAGUUAGUCAUGGUUUGUUGCCGCCUGCAGCUGUGGAAGUCAUGUUGGGGGAUACUGCUUACGGUGGUCACGUGACUAAUGGCCUUGAUUUGAAUGCUGUGAGGUCCCUGACGAACUCUGUUACUACUGAAAAUUUGGAAAUGAAUGCUUUCGAAGAGACAUCAACAUGUGAACAAGUUGAUACAUACGUGGACGAUUUACCUGAAGCUUUAUCGUGUCAGCAACUUGGUCUUACUAGCGUUUGCUACUCAGCUUACCAGUUGAAACUUAGCAGUGUUGUCGCGGAUCGUCUGGCACUCUGCACAAGACACCAACCUACCACCCUUUCGAUUGAAAACCAAGUUAAGUCAGUUGCUGAGGAAACGUUGAAUAAAAUCACCAACAUUUUAGACUUCAUCAAGUCCCACAGCUUGGCGAUUGAAGAAACCACAGCUAUUGGGUCAUUUAUUCAACGAGAACUCCUCUACUUCCAAAAUCUGCACGAAAGCGCUUCAAGAGAGAUUGGACUCCUUAUAAACGCGUGCAGUGGACAUGUCGCCUUUACUCCUGAUCUGUUUAACGUAGCGUUGUCGUUAGGACGCCAUGCUGCUCCGUCAGGAUGGCUGCUUGGCAGAGCCCGAGAUAUCAGUCUAGCUAGGUGGUUAGAAGCCUUGGAGUCCCAAGUGAAAGCUCUGUGCUCAUACUUGCUGCCUUCGUCUCUUCAGCCCUGUUCAUAUUGCCUUGGUGCGUUUGCUCAUCCUCAGGCGUUUUUGGCAUGCGUACUAAUGGAUCACGCUCGCUCUGCAAUCAAAUCUGUGUACGUGCUGGAGUUUUCGGUUGAGAUAUUGGAUCCAAAUUUCUCACCCACUUCUCCGCCAGAUCGCGGUGUUUUUUUGAAAGACUUGAAAUUGAAUGGAGCAUCAUGGGACGGUGGUAGAGGAUGCAUCAUUGAAGCCCCCAAGUUACAUGACGUUUGCGAUCUGCCAAUCGUUUGGCUAAAGCCUUUAGAGGUUAUAAGAUCGCGGGCACCAUCAGCAAAAGUCGAAAAACAGCAAAGUGAUUUGCCGGUUUACAAUUGCCCUCUAUUUGUGGAGGAAAGCUGGGGCGAAGUUGCUUCAGCUCUUGUCACCAGUCUUCCGUUGCCGACUGCCGUACCGGAGGUAUUGUUAAAACAGCGAAGAGUUGCGAUUAUAUCGCAUAUUUUUUAAGGACGUUGGUGUCUAUAUCGUCCAUGUAUCCAUAAUUUAUUUGAAAUGUAGACCACUGAACUAGUAGCAUUAAGUGUUAAACGAGAUCUUUGAAAUCAACUAUUUAUUGGGUUCCCUUUUUAAAAAAACAAGAUGGUUAUAAAAACGUGUUCCAUAAGCUGCCUGGAAAGAAUCAGAAUUUUAAACUUAAGUGGUCAAGUCUAUUUGUUGAGUUAGUUAUUUCAGUUCCUUUUCUCAAGUAACUAAGAAUAGAAUCUGAAAAUUUAUGAGAAAAGUCAACGGUGUGACUAUAUGUGCAAUCAAUAAUUAAGUUUGUCACAUAUCGAAUACAUAAAGAAACUUUUAAAGUGAAGAAAGCUGUAUCUUGUCUGCAGCCCAAAUAAAACGUGUUAUUUUUUCA